Molecule: messenger RNA, 1189 nt
Organism: Dreissena polymorpha
Lineage: Eukaryota; Metazoa; Mollusca; Bivalvia; Myida; Dreissenidae
Product: big defensin-like
Exons: 3
Coding region: 122-493 (123 amino acids)
Source: RefSeq, a predicted model, not a curated record
CCGAAACGACAUGCUUAGUUACUGGAAAGUAAACACAGGCGAAAGACGUGUUUUUAGCGCGCUCUGAAAUUGUUUUAUUUACGCUCAAUUUCAACAAUAUCUUUGAUAUUCCAGGAUAAACAUGGAUGCCAAAGCGUUCUACUGUGUGUUCUACAUCUUCCUGCUGACCAUGACUGUCCCAUCACUCUGUAUCCGCGAGACGCUUGAGGAUACUGCACGAGAUCACGAGGUGCGGGACAAGAGGCAGUUGCAAGCAGUCGGCCCUAUUGCAGCCUACGCUGGUAUCGCCGUUUCUCCCUGGGUGUGGGCGGCACUUCUAGCCGUAUAUGGACUCACACUUCUCAACCAGUAUCGCGUAUCUCGGACGUCCAACGAUGACCACGCGUGUGCGGGUAACAGAGGGUGGUGUAGGAGCUCCUGCAGGAGCUACGAGUACAUCGACAACUACCACAGCGCCGUCUGCGGCAGAUACAAAUGUUGUAGGUCACGAUAGAAUACACUCGAGAUUCUGAAAAUUCAGGCGCUAUUCUUCACUACAACACUGAAUUGUUCAUGUUGUAUGUCGAAUGCAGUUCUCGGCAGUUUUACGAUUAUAAUGUACAUUGGUAUGUUCAACUUAAGGAGAACUUUUAUUUGUUUCGUAUAUUAAGAACAAUACUUAAAUGAACCAAAAAGAUGCAACUACAUAAUUAAUAAGUGCUGCUCUGAUAAUUCAUUUUUUUUCACGGAUCAAAUCUAUUUAUUUUCUAGUUAAAGUAAGUAGACGUUAAAACGAACGUUAACAUGCACUUCAAUAAAUGAAAGAAAUGACACCUUGUUUAAAAUUCCGAUAAAAAUAAAGCUGUACACAAUUUAUGUUUAUUUAUCGGAAUAAAAGUGGAUUGAGAAUUGAGAUAGUUUAUGUUUGGGUGAAAAUGGCAAAGAAAUAUAUUCAUAUACCUUUAUUUGAUAAUAAUAAUAGGACGAAAUGUUUAUUAAAUGUUCUCCAUGAUAUAAUGAUAUAUAUCUGUUUUAAUGUAUUCGGGAGUAUUGGAUUUGUUUGUAUCAUUUUCUAAAUCCAUUUCUUAUUAUGUUAAACGGUUUAUUGCUCAUUGUUUUAAGCCAUCAAAUUAAUACCAUGCGUGUUACCUGAACUUGCGUUGUUCUGUAUGCUUGACUUAUAUGAAAUACAUUUAAUUUGUAAUAAAUU